Messenger RNA from Neofelis nebulosa (Clouded leopard), 1021 nucleotides. RefSeq names its product gamma-glutamylcyclotransferase (gene GGCT). The record is from RefSeq and is a predicted model, not a curated record. The transcript is spliced from 4 exons. Gene Ontology annotation, molecular function: gamma-glutamylcyclotransferase activity. Bases 1 to 567 code for a protein of 188 amino acids. NCBI's taxonomy places the organism in Eukaryota, Metazoa, Chordata, Mammalia, Carnivora, Felidae.
AUGGCGAAUUCGGGCUGUGAGGACCUCCGGGGCCAGGAGGGGGAGAGUUUUCUGUACUUCGCCUACGGUAGCAAUCUGCUGACCGAGCGGAUCCACCUCCGAAACCCGUCAGCCGUGUUCUGCUGCGUGGCCCGCCUGCAGGAUUUUAAGCUUGACUUUGGCAAUUCCCAAGGCAAAACAAGUGAAACUUGGCAUGGAGGUAUAGCCACCAUUUUUCAAAGUCCUGGCGAUGAAGUAUGGGGAGUAGUAUGGAAAAUGAACAAAAGCAAUUUAAGUUCUCUGGAUGAGCAAGAAGGAGUUAAAAGUGGAACAUAUGUCCCAAUAGAAGUUAAUGUUUAUACUCAAGAAGGAAAAGAAAUAACUUGUCGAAGUUAUCAGAUGAAAAAUUAUGAGAGUGCUCCCCCAUCUCCCCAGUAUAAAAAGGUCAUUUGCCUAGGUGCAAAAGAAAAUGGUUUGCCACUGGAGUAUCAAAAGAAGUUAAAUGCAAUAGAACCAAAUGACUACAAAGGAGAAGUCUCAGAAGAAAUUGAAGACAUUAUCAAAAAGGGAGAAACAAAAACUCACUAGAACAUAACAGAAUAGAUCUACAGAUAUUUUCUGUAUGUGCUAAUAUAUUUUUAACGUUUAGAACAGGAAUCUGAGGUAUCUCUGUGUUCAACAGUGCUCUGAAAGGAUAUCUUACUUAGGUGAUUCCUUGUUUUCAGACUAUAAAAAGAAACUAGGUUAGGAAUUAGAUGAUUGAAAAGGGGGCCGUGAGGCACUGGAAUGCAUGACAAAUGGAUGCAGGUACUCCUAUGAACAAAGUUAUUUUCUGCAUUUGAGUGUAUCCUUGCUCUGUGACAAAGGAGAGAUUUGCAAUUUAAUGAUCGUGCUGGUGAAUUGCUCUGCUCUGGGAUUUUUUUUAUCAGCUUAAUAAAGAGCGAGCAAACUGCAGAGACAGCUGAUGAUAAUUUUUUUUUUUUUAAUUUAAAAGUGGCAUACUGUUCUUAGAGAAAUAAAUGUAUUUGUGGUUGAACCUGUA